AUGUCGACCCCGGUUCCUGUUCCAUGGCAAAUGGAAUUUCCGAGUAGCAACAUGGUUUGCAAAGUCAGCUAUCACCUCGAUAGGCCACUACCAACGAUCUACGCCGUUCCCAUCAAAGUGACUAGCGGAGUCGAACGGAGCUAUAUCAUGAGCAAGCGACUGCGACGUGAAGCUAUUCUUGAGUUUGAAGAGACGCACUUGAAAGUGCUCAAGAUUAACUCCGCCAUACAGUACUGGACUGGGAAGGACGAGAACGAUACAGGCAAGAAGUUGCCAGUCGACAGCAUUCUCUUUCUAGGCCCGGAUAAGCAACCCCCGGUCGACGUCUAUGGGCUCAUCGAGAAAAUCGGAACAGAAGACAUCCGUGUCAGUUCUGUCAGAUGGGUCAAGAACGCCGACGGAAAGCCCAGUUCACAGCCGAUCUACUGCACCUUAGGAGAAGCUGAGCCUGUUAUGAAGGAGACCGGAACGGACAAUUACUGGAAAAAGCUGGACAUCUUGAUCCGAAACUUCAUCGACGCGACCAACAUCGAAGGGGCUACUCGCACUCGGUCAAAGGAGAUUCUGAUAGAAGCGAUGCCUAAUUCAAUCUCCCCAAAAAACCACCCACGCACAAAAUCGAUAGGCAAAAAAGAUGGUGCUACUACCACUGCUGUCAUAGUUGACGUUUCGAGCAGUCCAAAAACGCCGACGAAGCCCCGGGCGAAGUCCCUUGCAAACACGCCAGAGAAGCGCACAACACAAAAGCAUUCAGAAGCUCCGAUUACUUCCGACACUGUGGUCCCUACUCUAGCUACCUUGCUGGACAACUUCACGAUCAAGGAUGCGGAAAUGGUCAGCACACUUUUCCGAAUCAAGCCCAAGUUGGAUCCGCACCAGGAAAACAUUCACUUUGAACUCGAGUUGGUACCGGGUAUUGCCCCAGGUGUGCUUUUAUCGAAGCUCAUCUUGAGUAUUUUCGGCCGUGCACUUGCUGGUCAGGGGAUUCAUCAACAUCUUGCAGACAUCCGGAAACUGCUUACUGGACUAGUAGUCACUCGAGACUACCAGCCCAUAACUGCCGGAAAAGUUGACGGCUUUGAAGGUGAGGUACAAGGCUCUGAUCUCGACGAUAUUCUGACUAGAACUUCGCCAGGCAAAGCUGGUGCCCACAACUCCGAAAUAGAUCUCGGUAAUCCCUUCAGAGAGUGCGUCAUUCGGGAUGUAAAAUUAGCCGCAGAUGUACCAAGCAUCCUUCGCGCGGAUGGAAAGCACUAUUCCGUGGUAAAGUACUUCCAAGAGGAGAUCGGGAAGAAGGUCCAGUACACGACUCUGCCACUCGCUCAGAUCGGUCCGAAUGCUUGGGUGCCUCUAGAGAUGCUGAAAACCCACCACACUCAAGCGCUCCACUCUUCGACAUUGACAACGGGACUUCUGAAUGACGUUCUGAGAUCGAAUAGCCUCACCGACAAGCCCGAGCUUUUCAAAAAUGUGACAGACGGAAUCAUAAAUGGCAUCUUCUCGGUGGACACGCGUCGAAAGAUUAUCAGUGCCAGUAAACAGAAGCCCAAACUUCACUCGAAUGCAACAGACGUAAAAUCAGUGCCGGUAAUUGCUGAUCGCAAGCCAAUUAAGGCUACCAAGGGUCCGGAGCUCAGCAUUGGGAUCAUCUAUGUCGCACCGGAAACUUCUCGAUGCAAAGACGCUGCCGAGUUUGUUGCGGACGUCGAUCGCAGGAUUCGUGGCCCUGUCCAGAAGUCCAAGAAGCACGCGCAAACCGCUCUCAAGACCCUCAAUCUUGACGAGAAAUUCUACUCCUCGGGUUCACUUAUCGCUAUCAUUUCAGAUAUCAAGCCUCUACUACUCGCUGGAUCCAGAGGUGACUCAGCUGUGCACGCUUUCCGCACCCGAAAACCAACAACGAUUUUGGCCAUUAUUGACACUGUCGGCCGGACCAAAUAUGACGUACGCAACAUCAAGGCAGAGUUGCACAAGUUCGGUGACCGCAAAAUUGGUGCAGUGACGCACUGCACCACGCGACAGUCUCUUGGAAGGCUUUUGGACGACAACAAAGCUAUUCCAGGCUAUUUUCCUUUGGGCACUUUGUGGAGACUCAACAGCAUGCACGGCGGUCAAAAUUUCAGCAUUGAACGAGAGGAUUUACCUGGCAACACGGGAUUCAUGGUUGUUGGCGCGCACAUCUCUCAUCCCGGUCCAAAUGCGUCCCAACACUGCCCGUCAGUAGCAUCGGUCGUUUCCAAUCUGAAUCAGGACCUGACCACAUACCCUGGAGCUGUGCGCAUACAACAAACUCUGCGUUCUAUCGAAACGAAGAACGGUCGUUUGGUACAUCAUGUGGAGCCGAAGAUCCUUCAGCUAGAGGGAAUGAUGGUGGAGAGGUUCAGGGCCUGGAAGAACAAGAACAACGGCUUGAUACCCAGAGUUAUCUUCUACCGAGAUGGCCUCGACAUUGUCCGAAACAACGUCAUCAGCACCGAGCUCAAGGCUGUUGCCGACGAGGAAAUGCGGGCGAUUCUUAAAGCGAUGCGAGCCAUCUUCCUCGACGAUGAGCCUUCUCUAACCUACAUCCUGGUCAACAAGCGCAUUGAAUUGCCUUAUGGUUCGGACAUGAAGGCAGCUUUCGGCAAUGCAAACAUCAUUGCAUUCUCUACCACCACCGGAAGCAAGUACGAGUACCAUGUCAUGCCGACGAUCGGCAAGGAAACCCGAGUGACGAAGGAGCAUGCAGUUCUGACAAACAAGCUCAACACAAAGUACCAACUCGACAAGCAAGCAAUUCCCUCCAUUGCACUUCCCGUUCACUACGCGCAAAAGCUGGCUCUUCGCACCUUUGACUACUUCCGCUUCGCAGUCACCAAUCAGUACGACACAGUCUCUAGCGUCCUCAGGCGUGCGAAAUAUCCCAUGACUGAAGCCGACAAGAACGAUCAAGAAACAACUAAUCUCAUCAAAGAUUAUCUUUUCGGUCUUCCUGGCGAGACCCGGACUGGCGACGUGGCAGAUGCCGAUGUUUCGAAUCGAAGUAAUCCUUGGCCGGAGCGUCUGGAUGAGACGAUGUUCUACCUCUGAGCACCGGUGACGACAAGUUCUUUUCUCUGGUUUCCUCUACUAGGUUUGCUACACAUCUCCUUUUCUCUGUUUAUCAACCGUCUUGUCGUUCUCGCGCUUCCUCCGUUUUUUGUUUUAAAUAGACUUCACGUAUUCCGCUUUGUUUUCGCGCUUGAUUUCUCCCCCUUUUGUCCUCUCUGUCGCCAUGCAACUUGGCCUGGGGCAAAGUUUGUGUUUUGAAUUUCUCUGCUUGCGUUCUGCAUUUCCGCCUGCGUGUUGAGUUUCUGCGUUGCGAUUCGGGUUGCCUAGCAUAGCUGUCUUACCAUACUCAUUCCCUCACGCAUGUAGGAGCCAUUUCAUAGAA
Cucurbitaria berberidis CBS 394.84 is the source of this 3412-nucleotide messenger RNA. RefSeq lists its product as uncharacterized. NCBI's taxonomy places the organism in Eukaryota, Fungi, Ascomycota, Dothideomycetes, Pleosporales, Cucurbitariaceae. Gene Ontology annotation, molecular function: protein binding; nucleic acid binding. Bases 1 to 3069 code for a protein of 1022 amino acids. The record is from RefSeq and is a predicted model, not a curated record. The transcript has 4 exons.